AUGAAGCUAGGACUCAAGAUUGUGGGCGCCUAUUCCGCAGAGUUCAACCACGAGCAGCAGAAGCUAAUAGUUCCAGCCGACGAUGCCGGGGACAACCCCCAGGCGCGGCCCCUUUUCUGGGCCCAGCAGCAGCAGGCCAUCACGCCGGCGUGCAUCGUGCACGCCAAGUCGGCAGACGACGUGGCGGCCGUGGUGCGCACGUCGCGCUCGACCGGCUGCCCCUUCGCAGUGCGCAGCGGGGGCCACUCGGACAGGGCCGGCGCCAGCAACUGCAUGGGCUGCAUGACGGUGAACCUGGCUGGCCUGAGCGGCGUCGACGUCGACGUCGACGUCGACGGCAACGGUGGAACGGUGGCCCGGGUCGGGGCGGGCGCGACCUGGGGCCGGGUGUUUGAGCGCCUCGAGGCACCGGGCCUGGCCGUCGUCGGCGGGCGGCUGACGAGCGUGGGCGUGGGCGGGCUGCUGCUGGGCGGGGGGCUGAGCCACUUCUCAGGCAAGAGAGGCUGGGCAUGCGACGGCAUACGCAGCGUCGAGCUGGUCACGGCCAACGGCAGCGUCGUGCCGCACGCGUCGGCCUCGUCGCACCCGGACCUGUUCCGCGCCCUCCGGGGCGGCGGGGGCGGCUUCGGCGUCGUCACCCGCUUCGACCUGGACGCCUUUCCCCAGGGCCCGCUGUGGGGCGGCAUGCACGUCUGGCCGCUGGGCGUCGGCGUGGCGCCGUCCGCGUCUGGGUCGCGGGUGACGGCCGCGCUCGUGGCUGCGUUUGUGAGGUUCGCCAGGGACGAGGCACCGCUUUACCCGCACCUGUCGCUCUUCGCCGGGCUGGGCUACAGCCCUGCCAUGCCGGGCGGUUUCGUCUGGGCUGUCGGGCAGUAUGACACGCAGCCCCGGGAGGAGGCGGACGAGCCGGCCAUCUUUGCCGCCUUCGACGCGCAGGUCGAGAGCGACGGCGGCGUGUCCAAGAUGGCCAGCACGGCGCGGACGUCGACGCUCGUGGACUUCGCCCAGGAGCUGGACAACUCGGAGCCGCCUGGCAUGAGGAGCAGGUUCACCACGGCCACGUUCAAGGCCGACGAGGACCUGCUGAGGCAUGUGGCCGACAUAUUCGUCGCCGAGACGGAGAAGGCACUCGACAGCGCGGGGCUGAGGGACGAUGCCGGCUUCAAGCCGAUGCUGGGGAUCCAGCCGCUGGCACGGAACAUGCUGCAGGCGUCGAUGGACCGCGGCGGCAAUGUCCUGGGACUCGAUGUCGAGGACGGCCCCCUUGUCGCGUGCUCGUUUGGGUGGGAGUGGUCCUCCGAGUCGGACGAUGCUGUUGUCAUUGCUGGCAUCAAGGCCGUCCUGGACCAGUCGGUGGCCGCUGCUCGGGAUCGAGGCCUGUACCACCCCUUCAAGUACUUGAACUACGCUGCGGAAGGCCAGGACCCCUUGGGGAGCUAUGGCCCAGAAAAUGUCGAGUUUAUGAGAAGGGUCAGGGCGACGUACGACCCUGAUGGAUUGUUCACGACACUUGUUCCUGGAGGUUUCAAGCUUGCGUAA
Messenger RNA from Diaporthe citri, 1539 nucleotides. RefSeq lists its product as uncharacterized. Lineage: Eukaryota; Fungi; Ascomycota; Sordariomycetes; Diaporthales; Diaporthaceae. The record is from RefSeq and is a predicted model, not a curated record. The transcript is spliced from 3 exons. Gene Ontology annotation, molecular function: FAD binding. The coding region runs from base 1 to 1539 and encodes 512 amino acids.